Molecule: messenger RNA, 1224 nt
Organism: Adineta ricciae
Lineage: Eukaryota; Metazoa; Rotifera; Eurotatoria; Adinetida; Adinetidae
Source: the annotation of a GenBank genome assembly
AUGAUGAUGAACAGCAUUCAUGUUGUGCUCCUCUUGACAAUUACAGUCGUGAUCACUUCUUCGCCAAGUAUUGAACAAAGAUUAUUCGAACACAAAAUAAAUGCCAAUGAUUCAGUAACAGAUAUGGCCACAAUGCGUCGUCGAUUUGCUUCGCUUGCUCUAGCGUGUGUUCAUCAAGAAUAUCCGACUAGAAUCGGUCAUGUUCUGAUGUCCGAUGCCGAUAUUCAAGCACCUCGAGAUUUAACUCCGAGUUUUUAUGGUUGUUAUGAUUGGCAUUCGGCUGUUCAUGGUCAUUGGCUUUUGGCUCGUCUAGCUCGAGUCGAUGCAAAUCUCACAAUAGAAUGUCGUCAAGCGCUGGCGAAAAGCCUUACAAAAGAAAAACUUCAAGGUGAAUUCGCGUAUCUCAGCAAUAGCCAACGGUCUUCGUUUGAACGACCUUAUGGAUUAGCGUGGUUUUUGCAAUUAGCCACUGAGUUAGAUGAGUGGGCUAAUGAAGAACAACAGAACGUCGACGAGAUUCGUCAAUGGCGAGAGAAUUUACGUCCAUUGGAAACACUGAUUGUCACCCGUCUCUCUGCUUGGCUUCCAAAGUUGUUAUAUCCUAUUCGUAGCGGUGAACAUAGCCAAACUGCAUUUGCACUUGGUCUUAUACUUGAUUAUGCUCGUCGAAUGAAGAAUGUUGCUUUCAUUGAAUUAAUCGAGCGACGUUCAUCGGAUUAUUUUAUCACUGAUAAAAAUUAUCCUUUCCCAUAUGAACCAUCUGGUGAAGACUUUCUUUCGUCUGGUUUAGCUGAAGCUGAUCUACUACGUCGUGUGAUGAAGGACAGAUCUGAAGACUUUGUUGCAUGGUUCAAUGAAUUUCUUCCACCGAAUGUUCUUCCAUCUACGCUCGAACCACCUUCAAUUGCUGACCCAACAGAUCCGAAAUUAAUUCACCUUGCUGGUCUAUGUCUAAGUCGUGCAUGGAUGUUAGAAGGAAUUGUUGAUAGUUUAUCUUUGGAUAGUAAACAAAAAGAACGUCGUGAUCAAUUACUUGAAUUGAGUGGAAGAAAUGCUCAAGCUGGAUUGAUCGCUAUCGAUGAGAAUCACUAUGAAGGAGGACAUUGGUUAGGCACAUUUGCUGUAUACUAUAUCACGCGUCGAGGAUUAAACAAUACUAGUGUCUGUCAAAACUAUACGACCACUGCUUUAGUGCUAUGUCUCGCUUCAAAAUUUUUUGUAUAA